CCACAGUUCCCUCGUUUGCUUCGCUUUUCUCCAUUCUCGUGUCAGACGCCUCUCAUUUCUCAUAUCCCCACAUCCUCUCCUCCUUUACCUUCCCAUCUAAGCAACACUUCACCUCUCUAUCUCUCUCAUGUAUUCACCUCCUGACUUUGACCAAAAGGCCCCAGUCCAGUUCUAAAUUGGACCAAUUGCACAAAUGCAUUCCACCGCCCCCACCACCACCGCAAACACACUACCGUCGCCACCGCCAUCUUCCGGUCAGCCGCAGACACUGCUGGACCUGAUUACCGGCGUCCUUUCUGCCCUCCUUCUAUCCUCUCUCUCCGUCGGAUCCUUCGUGGGAAGGUGGCAAGUGAUUCGAUCGAAGCUUUCCUCUCUCCAGUCCUCCCUCUCUUCAUUGUCAGAGUCUCCUCACUGGUCUCAGAAUCCUCUCCUUCACACACUCCUACCUUCCAUCCUCUCAACUCUCCAGCGUCUUCACUCGCUCGCUGAACAAUGUACCCUCUCCUCUUUCGCUGGCGGCAAGCUUCUCAUGCAGAGCGACCUCGACAGCGCCUCCUCCUCCCUCUCUAAUCACCUCCACGAUCUCGAUUUGCUGCUCAGAUCUGGCGUACUCCAUCAAUCGACUGCCAUUGUUCUCUCUCAGCCUGGUCCUGAUUCAGCCAAAGAGGACUUAGGGUUUUUUAUCAGGGAUCUCUUCACCAGAUUGCAAAUUGGAGGUGUUGAGUACAAGAAGAAGGCUCUAGAAUCACUCCUUCAGUUAUUGAAGGGCGAUGAGAAAUCUGCCGGUGUGGUUGCUAAAGAAGGAAACGUUGGGUAUUUGGUUAGUUUACUUGAUGUAAACAGCCAUCCAUUGAUUCGUGAACUAGCGGUUUUGGCAGUUUCUUUGCUUGCCUCAUCAAGUGAUGAGUCCAGGAAGAUUGUGUUUGAGGAGGGAGGCUUGGGUCCUCUGUUGAGAAUCCUUGAGACAGGGUCCAUGGUCUUGAAAGAAAAUUCCGCAAUUGCGGUGGAGGCCCUCACAGCAGAUCCAGAAAACGCCUGGGCUAUUUCGGCGUACAGUGGUGUCUCCGUGUUGACCGAAGCUUGCCGAUCUGGAUCUCAAGCAACGCAGACACAUGCAGUAGGCGCCUUAAGGAAUGUUGCACCAGUGGAGGAUAUCAAGAUGGCCUUAGCAGAGGAAGGAGCGGUUCCUGUUUUGCUGCAUAUACUCGAUACUGGCACCAAUGCUGCCCAAGAAAGGGCCGGAAAUUGUAUAGCAGUUCUCGCCUCUUCUGGUGAGUACUUCCGAUCGCAAAUAAUACAAGAAAGGGGAUUACAGAGGUUAAUGCAUUUGAUUCAGGAAUUAUCAAGUUCAGACACUAUAGAGCACAUUCUGCGUGCGAUUAGCUUUCUUUCAGUGUCAGAUUCCGUGGCUAGAGUUCUCUCGUCUUCCACUAUCUUCAUAAUCCAACUCAGUGAAUUCAUUAAGCACGGCCACAUAUUUUUGCAGCAAAUAGCGGCCUCACUGUUGGCUAAUCUAUCAAUAAGCGAUGGCAACAAGCGGUCUAUUCCUAGUUGUAUGGGUUCAUUGGUUAAAUUAAUGGAGUCGCCGAAGCCGGCAGGGUUGCAAGAGGCUGCCACAAACGCUCUCGUUUCGUUAUUGACGGUGAGAUCGAACCGAAAAGAGUUGGUGAGGGAUGAGAAAAGCGUUACGCGAUUGGUCCAGAUGUUGGAUCCGACGAACGAGUUGAUAAUCAAGAAGUUUCCAGUAAUGGUGGCUGCAGCAAUAUUGAGCGGAGGGAGCCAGGGGUGUCGGAAGAGGCUGAUGGCUGCCGGAGCUUAUCGGCAUUUGCAAAAAUUAGCUGAGAUGGAGAUCGCCGGAGCUAAGAAGGCCUUGCAGAGACUUUCACCGAACAAGCUCCGGAGCAUUUUCAGCCGGACAUGGAGGGAAUAAUCAAAAAAGAAUCGAACCCCCCCCCCGCCAAAGAAGGGGUUUGUUUGGAUUUUCUAACCGUCGAAGAAUGAGAAACCAACCUUUUUAUGCGGGACAGCCAACAAACAACACACUUCGUAUACAUUAUCCUUUUUCUUUUUAUAACUUUAUUUAUAUAAAAAAUAUUUUACUCAUCUUAAUUAUAUUAUAUACAAAAGCAUGGAUGCGGUUUUUAGGGAGUAUCCUCGUUUUGCUUUUUUUUUUUUUUAAUAUCAUAUUUUAAUCUCAUCAAUUGAUUCACUCAUGAUGUUGUAAGUGAGAGGUUGUGAUGAUUGUCACUUAUCUUUUUCUUUUUCUCCUUCUGAUAAUGUACAUCCAGGAGUCUUGUUUUAUCUGUAAUGACUACCCUGGAUUUUGUUGUAUGAAUGACUGUGACCUGUGUGCAUUUUGAUUUCGACGAAUGUGUAAAUGUUGUCUGUGAAGUCCGAUGAUAUUGAUUCUAGUACAUUUGGGAGCUGGAUUUUGCAUU
This is a messenger RNA of Tripterygium wilfordii, 2438 nucleotides long. Its product is annotated as armadillo repeat-containing protein 3. The transcript is spliced from 2 exons. Lineage: Eukaryota; Viridiplantae; Streptophyta; Magnoliopsida; Celastrales; Celastraceae. The coding region runs from base 194 to 1930 and encodes 578 amino acids. The record is from RefSeq and is a predicted model, not a curated record. Gene Ontology annotation, molecular function: protein binding.